CAUCGAGCAGGCAUCACCAUGGCCAAGAAUUUCCUGAUUCUCACACUGGCUGUAGCCAGCGUGCUGGCAGAACCGCCAGUCAGCCGCCAGUACCUGCCUCCUGGAGGAAACGGCGGCAUCUCUACCCAGUACGGUGCUCCAAACGGCGGUGCCAACGGGUUUGGCCGAACGAAUGGCCUGUCGACCAGAUAUGGUGCUCCCAAUGGGAACGGAUUCGGUGGACGCAACGGAAUUUCUACUCAGUAUGGAGCUCCUGGUGCCAAUGGAUUUGGAAGAACCAACGGAGGAGUCUCCUCCUUGUAUGGGGCACCUAAUGGAGUCUUUAGUGGAGGCAAUGGCCUGUCUAACGGCUUUGGUAGAACAAAUGGUGCUCUGUCCACCCAGUAUGGAGUCCCUAAUGGUGGUGCCCUGAACGGAGGUUUUGGGAGAUCCAAUGGCAUUUCCACUCAGUAUGGAGCUCCCAAUGGAAAUGGAUUUGGAAGGGUUAAUGGAGCGUCAAACGGACUCGGAGGCAGAAACGGUCUUUCGAGACAGUAUGGCGCACCCAAUGGAGGAGCAAACGGCUUCAACGGGGCUAGGACCCCUUCUUCUGUGUACGGCGCUCCCAACGGUAACGGUUUCGGAAGGAUGAACGGCCUAUCAACACGGUAUGGCGCCCCGAACGGUGGAGCAGCGAACGGCUUCGGUGGAGGAAACGGCGGCCUGUCUACCCAGUACGGGGCCCCCAAUGGAGGCGCAGGGGCCAAUGGCUUCGGCGCUCCUUCUCCAGUGUACGGAGUCCCUGGUGCAGCUGGUUAUGGCGAAGGAGGUGCCUCCCAGGACGAUCUCUCUGAGCCAGCUAACUAUGAUUUCAACUACUCCGUGGAGGAUGCGCAAACAGGUGCUGAGUUCGGCCACGAGGAGUCGCGACAGGACGAGAGUGCCCAGGGACAGUACCACGUGCUGCUGCCAGAUGGCCGCAAGCAGGUGGUCGACUACGAGGCUGACGAAGGCGGCUACAGGCCGACCAUCAACUACGAAGAGACAGGUCGUGGCAACGGAGGCUACGCCAACGGGGGUUACGCUAACGGUGGAAACGGUGGCUACCCCAGCAGCAACGGUGGCUACUCCAACGGCAACGGUGGCUACGCGAACGGCAACGGUGGCUACUCCAACGGCAACGGUGGCUACGCGAACGGCAACGGUGGCUACUCCAACGGCAACGGUGGCUACGCGAAAGGCAAUGGUGGCUACUCUGGAGCUAAUGGUGGCUAUGCCAAUGGCAGUCGCAACGGAAAUGGAAAUGGUGGAUAUCCGAGGGGCAAUGGUGGCUACUCCAAUGGAAAUGGGCCUUAUGGCGGCCGCAUCCCUCCACACGGCACACUCUCGUCUGACCACCGAGCAGCCACCACCAUGGACAAGAUGUUGGUGCUUCUAACAAUUGCCAUUAUGGGCGUAACGGGCGAGCCCCCAGUGGAUCGUCAGUACCUGCCACCUGGAGGGAACGGUGCCAUUUCUACACAGUAUGGGGCCCCGAAUGGUGGCGCCAACGGAUUGUCGAGGACAAACGGGCUCUCGACGAGGUACGGAGCACCCAAUGGCAACGGUUUCGGCAGGAGCAAUGGUGGUCUCUCCUCCUCCUAUGGUGCACCCAGCAGUGGUGUUCUAAACGGAGGCUUCGGCGGCGGUAAUGGAAGGACAAAUGGAGCUCCGUCAUCACAAUAUGGAGCUCCCAGUGGCGGAGUAUUCAAUGGAGGAAACGGGCUCUCCACACAGUACGGCGCUCCAAACGGAGUUGCGAGAACAAAUGGAGCCACUAACGGGUUCGGAAGAUCUAACGGCCUGUCGACGCAGUAUGGUGCUCCUAACGGAGGAGCGAAUGGAUACAACGGUGCGAGGACGCCGUCAUCACUCUACGGAGCUCCGAACGGUAACGGCUUUGGCAGGAUGAAUGGACUCUCUUCACAGUACGGUGCCCCAAACGGUGCGGGUAACGGUUUUGCUGGAGGAAACGGUGGCCUGUCCACCCAGUAUGGAGCACCCAAUGGAAGGAGCAACGGCGCAGGAUACAACGGUUUUUCUAAUGGGAAUGGCGGUCUUUCUACAGCCUACGGUGCUCCUGGAGCAGCUGGCUAUGGCCGAGGAGGUGCCUCCCAAGACGACCUUUCGGAACCAGCCAACUACGAGUUCAGCUACACGGUGGAGGACGCUGCGACCGGCACCGAGUUCGGGCACGAGGAGUCGCGGCAGGGGGAGAGCGCCCAGGGCCAGUAUCACGUGCUGCUGCCCGACGGUCGCAGGCAGGUGGUCGACUACGAGGCCGACGAGGGCGGCUACAGGCCCACCGUCAACUACGAGGAGACGGGCCGCGGCAACGGCGGAUACGCCAACGGGGGUUACGCUAACGGCGGAAACGGGGGCUACCCCAGCGGCAAUGGUGGUUACUCCAAUGGUAACGGUGGGUACUCGAACGGCAACGGAGGAUACCCCAGCGGCAACGGUGGAUAUCCUGGAGCGAAUGGUGGAUACCCCAGCGGCAACGGUGGAUAUCCUGGAGCGAAUGGGGGCUAUCCCAACGGUAAUGGCGGACAGUCUUCUGGAAACGGGCCGUAUUAAAAUCCGGUGUACAUGGAUACUCUUCAUAGCGCACAAAUAUUUUGUUCAAUACGUAUAUUUAUAUUUUAUUCUGUAAAUAUAUCCUACAAAUGCCGGAUGAAUAUACAUGAAUGCUUGUGUAAAUACGCUUAUUCGAAAUAAAGAUACAGACACUUA
This is a messenger RNA of Schistocerca americana (American grasshopper), 2751 nucleotides long. Its product is annotated as pro-resilin-like. The record is from RefSeq and is a predicted model, not a curated record. The transcript has 6 exons. Gene Ontology annotation, cellular component: extracellular matrix. Bases 19 to 2595 code for a protein of 858 amino acids. NCBI's taxonomy places the organism in Eukaryota, Metazoa, Arthropoda, Insecta, Orthoptera, Acrididae.